GUUUUCAGGAGCUUAUGUUAGCCCUCUCUCCCCGCUGUAAUCCAUUUUUAUUCCCCCUCGCUCAAUUUCUUCCCAAAAUAGAUCUCGCAGAUUUAGUUGCUCUCAAGCCCAAAGGUGCCAUCUUUUCUCAAUUUCCUUCUUAAUCUCUCUAAUUUUGGUUGCUUAUUUUCGUUUACUACUACUCGAAGUAGGCUUGGAUUCUGAUUCAUCUCUAAAUUUCCAAUUUUGGGCCGUUUGAUUGCUUACUUUUGGCUCCAGCCUUUUUGGGUCGCACUAGAGAACAUGGAUUUUCCUUCAGUUGCUAUGUUAUCUUGUGAUUUGACUCGUUUCUAGUGUUCAAUUGGAAAAAAGCUGAGAUCUUGCUUGUUGAAGUUUAGGUUUCAAUAGAUUGCAGCGACAAGAUGCAAUUGUUUGUGCUUUUGAUCGUGUUAGGGUUUAUUUAUGCUUGCAAUGCGUAUACACCAGUAGAUAACUAUUUGAUAGAUUGUGGGUCUUCAACCAACACAACGAUUGAUGGUAGGGUUUUCCUUCAAGAUCUCUCAGUUUCCUCGUCAGUUUCGACCCCCGAAAAAAUCCUUGCAAGUACUACAUCCAAUUCAGCCUCUUCCUUUGACAACUCAGAACUCUACCGAACUGCCCGAAUCUUCACUGGUCCUUCGUCUUACUCAUUUCCAAUUAAGAAGCAAGGCAGACACUUCAUUCGCCUCUAUUUCUUCCCAUUCGUGUACCAAAAGUACAAUCUUACUUCUUCUAAGUUCUCGGUCUCAACCGAAAGUUUCCUCCUCGACAAUUUCGAUGCACAAAGCAAUGCAGGUCCUGUGUUUAAAGAGUACUCUUUGAAUAUAACGUCCGAUACCCUCAUCCUUGGUUUUACUCCGUGGGAAGGAUCAUCCAUCGCCUUUGUUAAUGCCAUUGAAGUCGUUUCGGUCCCUGAUGAUCUUAUAGGGGGUGAUGCGCAAAUCUUGAAUCCUCCGGGGACUUAUAAGGGUUUACCUGAAGAAGCAUUGGAAUUGGUUUAUCGAGUGAAUAUGGGCGGGCCAAAGGUUGCUUCCAGCCAAGAUAGUUUGGGGAGAACUUGGAUUCCUGAUCAAACCUUUAUGCUCGAUGUCAAUCUUGCCAACCCUAAAAAUUUCUCGGGAAAAAUCAACUACCAAAAGGAUGAAGGAGCAACUGAAGAAACUGCUCCUCGUAUUGUUUAUGCCACAGCGAGAGAACUGGCCACUUCGGACACCCCAGAUGAAAAUUUCAACAUGACAUGGGAGUUUAAUGUAGAUUCAAACCCUUUAUACCUUGUUCGGUUGCAUUUUUGUGAUAUAGUUAGUGAAGCUCUCAAUCUUCUCUACUUCAAUGUGUAUAUCAAUGGCUUGUCAGCGCUUCGUGAUGUUGAUUUAUCUACGCUUAUGGUGAAUAAAUUGGCUGCACCUUAUUAUGCCGAUUUUAUUGUUGGGGUCAGUGAUGGAUCGAAUAAGCUUCGUGUUAGUAUUGGGCCUUCGACCCUUAAUAGCGUGAAGUCAGAUGGGAUCCUUAAUGGGCUUGAGGUGAUGAAGAUGAAUGUCUCUGAUGGGAGUUUUGAUGUGGGAAGUGUUGCAAAAAAUAACCAUACUGUUAUUUUGGGAUCAGUUCUUGGUGCAGUUGCUUUUACAGUGAUUUUAGCUUUGGUUCUUGCUUUCAUAGUGCAAAGAAGAAAAAUGGCAGGAAAUCAACAUUCGAAAUCGUGGGUCCCUUUCUCUGUGUUUGGAUUCAGCAUAGCUGGAUCCUCAAAGGGAAGUAUGAUUUCAUCCCUUCAACACACAGAUAUGGGGCUUCAGUUCUCCUUCAUUGUAUUGCAAGAGGCAACACAAAACUUCGAUGAGAAUCAAGUAAUUGGAGUUGGAGGAUUCGGCAAAGUCUACAAGGGAAUUCUAAGGGAUGGCACUAAAGUUGCAGUGAAGAGAGGAAACCCAAAAUCUCAGCAAGGUCUUAGAGAGUUUCGAACUGAGAUUGAUUUGCUCUCUAGACUUCGUCACCGACACUUGGUCUCUCUCAUUGGCUACUGUGAUGAGCGAAAUGAGAUGAUUUUAGUUUAUGAGUACAUGGAAAAAGGAACUCUUAAAGGACAUCUCUAUGGCUCGGAUUUUCCUCAUCUCAGUUGGAAGCAAAGGCUUGAAAUUUGCAUCGGAUCAGCAAAAGGGCUUCAUUAUCUUCAUACGGGUUCAGCAAAGGCUAUAAUUCACCGUGAUGUGAAGUCUGCUAACAUUCUCCUCGAUGAAAAUCUCAUGGCAAAGGUUGCGGAUUUUGGGUUGUCAAAGACCGGACCCGAAUUGGAUCAGACCCAUGUGAGUACUGCAGUUAAAGGGAGUUUUGGUUAUCUUGAUCCUGAGUAUUUUCGAAGGCAACAAUUAACAGAGAAAUCUGAUGUAUACUCAUUUGGCGUGGUGCUUAUUGAAGUUCUUUGUGCAAGACCUGUUAUUGAUCCUACUCGACCAAGGGAGAUGGUGAAUUUAGCAGAAUGGGUGAUGAAAAUGAUGAAGAAAGGGGAAUUAGAGCAAGUUAUUGAUCCUCAUCUUGCAGGAAAAAUUAAGUCUGAUUCCUUAAGGAAAUUUGCAGAAACUGCAGAAAAAUGUCUUUCAGAGUAUGGAGUUGAUCGUCCAGCGAUGGGGGAUGUUUUGUGGAAUCUCGAUUAUGCCCUUCAGCUUCAAGAAGCAGGACCGAGCGAACUCGAGGAUGAUAGCGUCAAUAGAAUCUCUGAACUUCCUUCACAAGUUAGAAAUAUCGGCACAUUUGAUUCUGCUGCAUUAGAGGAGGGGCUUGCUGCAAAUAUUGGGGAUGAUUCAGAAGUCUCCAUGAAUAGAGUUUUCUCUCAGUUGAUCAAGUCAGAGGGGAGGUAGAAUUUGUUGUGGAUUUUUUGUUGCAUUUUACGUGUUCUAGGGAUCUAUUUGUGUUUGCAUGAGAGUUUGAUUACGGAUUUUUUUUAAUUGUUUACUUGUAUGGUUGAUUCUUGUAACAAACAUCCUUGCGCCAUGAACAUGGUGUGAAUUCUUUGUACUGUACAUCUUUAUUAUGUUGAGGAAAUUCUUUAUUUA
Messenger RNA from Asparagus officinalis (garden asparagus), 3062 nucleotides. Its product is annotated as receptor-like protein kinase HERK 1. NCBI's taxonomy places the organism in Eukaryota, Viridiplantae, Streptophyta, Magnoliopsida, Asparagales, Asparagaceae. Gene Ontology annotation, biological process: protein autophosphorylation. Gene Ontology annotation, cellular component: plasmodesma; plasma membrane. Bases 402 to 2867 code for a protein of 821 amino acids. The transcript has a single exon. Gene Ontology annotation, molecular function: ATP binding; transmembrane receptor protein tyrosine kinase activity. The record is from RefSeq and is a predicted model, not a curated record.